AUGAAGACUUUUGCAACCACAAUUGGGUUUUUUGCCCUCGCUGUCUCUGCUGUGCCUUCCACUUAUCGCCGUCCUGGUCUUGUACAGAGCAACCAAUUGAGACGUGACCUCAUGCGAUCGGCACUCCUUGAGCAUGCAAAGAAGCUGCAAGAGUUUGCAGAGGUGACUCCUGAGAUUACUCGUGUCGCCGGCAGUCGCGGUCAUAACUUGACCGUUGAUUAUAUCUAUGAUACUUUGGUUAAGACUGGAUACUAUGAUGUCGAGCUCCAGCCAUUUACCUAUGUGUUUUCGGAGGGCAAUGUGACCAUCUCAGCGGCCGGUACUUCGUAUGAAUCACAGUACUUCCAGUACGCUCCAGGUGGGACUGUUGAAGCUCCUCUGAUCUCUGUCUCAAACUUUGGUUGCGACGCUGCUGACUUCCCUACAACUGUUUCCGGAAACAUCGCUCUUGUCUCCCGAGGAACCUGUGAAUUCGGGUUGAAAGUAGCACUCGCAGGUGCUGCCGGAGCCAAGGGAAUCAUUAUCUAUAAUAACGUCCUGGGUCCUGUAGGUGGUGGAACUCUCGGUCCUGAUGAACGUCCCGAGGGGAAAUAUAUCCCCGCCGGCUCGCUCUCUCAGGAAGACGCUCUCAGCUUGAUAUCUAAGCUCAACAAUGGCACCUCAAUCACCGCAAAUCUAGAUGUUGACGCCCUCAUCGAGACCCGUUACACCAACAAUGUGAUCGCAACCUCCAAGUGCGGAGACCAAUCCAACAUUGUCUUCUCCGGCGGCCACACCGACUCAGUCCAAGCCGGCCCUGGCAUCAACGAUGACGGCUCCGGGUCCAUGGGAAUUCUGGAGAUUGCGCUUCAACUGACAAAGUUCACUGUCAACAACGCCGUCCGCUUCGGCUUCUGGUCCGCUGAGGAGUUUGGUCUCCUUGGCUCCGAGCACUACAUUACCACCGCCCCGGCCGAAGAGCUUGCCAAAAUCUCGCUUUACCUUAACUUUGACAUGAUUGCCUCCCCCAACUUUGGAUACUUUAUCUAUGACGGCGACGGUUCAGCUUUCAACACCACUGGCCCCGCAGGCUCUGACCACAUUGAGCACCUGUUUGAGGACUAUCUUGCCAGCGUCGGGAUCAAGACCGCUCCUACAGAGUUCGACGGACGCUCCGACUACGGUCCUUUCCUGGAAGUCAACAUCCCCAGCGGCGGUCUGUUUACCGGAGCCGAGGGCCUCAAGACCCCCGAAGAGGCGAUCUGGUGGGGUGGUGAGGCAGGUGUCGCAUAUGAUGUGAACUACCACGCUCCAGGAGACGAUAUCACCAACUUGAACAUGGGCGCAUGGAUCCAGAACACGAAGGCGGCGGCGCAUGCGAUCGCGACAUAUGCGGUGUCGACGGAGGGAAUCCCCAAGAGGACGGGGCAGCAGAAGAGGGGCGUCAAGUCGGAUAAGCCAAAGGCAAGGUGCGGCGAGGACAUUCCCAUUGCAGUGAUGUAA
Molecule: messenger RNA, 1482 nt
Organism: Morchella importuna
Lineage: Eukaryota; Fungi; Ascomycota; Pezizomycetes; Pezizales; Morchellaceae
Exons: 2
Coding region: 1-1482 (493 amino acids)
Biological process (GO): proteolysis
Molecular function (GO): aminopeptidase activity; metalloexopeptidase activity
Source: RefSeq, a predicted model, not a curated record